CCUUUUUAAAAAAUAAGGAGACACUGCCAAACCAAAUACUUACACAAAAGACUACUUGGAUUACAUUUUUUUCUGAGCUGACAUGGGGAACAAGCCAAUACUGACCAAAGUGUCUGUCAGCACAGCCGGGCCCAGUGAAACCUAAUCAUUUCAACGUAUUGCUUUUAAAUGUCUCGCUCUUAAAACGAUCCGUCGGCGACUUCUGGUGCAUCAGUGUAGGGGGUGGGACUGAUGAGCACCGACGAGAGAGAGAGACUCGGAGGUGUGGGGCCGAAAACAGUCCGCUGAGCAGACGCGGCCGCUCCAACAGUCCCCGUCCCCAGGAGUUCAUCGUGUGCCCGCCGACACCGGCAGUUUGAAAACGGCCGCAACCGGGGAGACUGGCGCCGGCAACGCGUCGUGUUUUACAGGCAAGGAGCCGGGGGAAAGGACGAAAGAGCAGAGGGACGGAGCCGUAACUUUUAAAAUAGUUUUAGUGGCUGGUGGUUUUUGCUGCUUUUCCGGCAGAGUCACGGAAAGAACGAUUUCAAGAUUGUCUACAAGGAAAGAGCCCGAAAGAGAAGGGAAAGACCACGAAUCAUGUUUUGAGUCAACGCAGCAUUAUGGCUCUCACCGUACAUCCGUGCCUUCUGUGUUACCAGACGAUGGUAUCAAGAGGUCAGGAUUCCCCUUUCUUGUUUGGGAAUUCCCUCUUGUGUUCACAGUGAGCGGGCAUAUUUCUUUUCAGUUAGUUUGACUCGAACAAAAGCAUGGUUUCGAACGAAUCAUGUCACAGUACCACAUGCAAUGACACUCUCACUGUGAAUGGGGACGGCAAGCCAGCAACCAGCAUCAUCAUGUUUUUGGCCGGUGUGGCGGGGAACCUCCUGGCUCUCUUCAUCCUCGGGGUGCACCAGAAGGAGCAUCGCUCCAGGUCCUCUGUCUUCUGCAUCCUGGUGACCGGCCUGGCCCUCACCGACCUGCUGGGUACCUGCCUCCUCAGCCCACCUGUGUUCAUCUGCUACGCCCGCAACAUGUCGCUGAUAAGUAUGGGUGGCAAAAGCCUUUGCAACCUCUUCGGCUUUGCCAUGAGUUUCUUCGGCCUGGCGCCCAUGCUCAUCCUGUGCGCCAUGGCUGUGGAGCGCUGCCUGGCCAUCAGCCAUCCUUACUUCUACUCUGUACACAUCCGCCGCAGCUUUGCCAAAUUUAGUCUCUUCUUUAUUUACCUCUUCUCUUUGGCCUUCUGCCUCCUGCCAUACAGCGGCUAUGGCAAAUUCAGACAGUACUGUCCCGGGACAUGGUGCUUCAUCGACAUGGAUGCGACAGGGGAUGACCGGGCCAACUUGGUGCUGGCCUUCUCUCUGUCCUACUCCUCCUUCAUGGCACUGCUGAUCUUUGCGGUGUUUGUGUGCAACGGUUCAGUGAUCGUCAGCCUGUGCAAGAUGCACCGGAGCCAGCUGACGCGCCGCGGCUCAGCCGGGUCGACAGGGAGGAGGAAGAGGCUGAGUCUGGCCUGGUUCGGACAGGGGGAGGAGGAGAUGGACCACCUGGUGCUGCUGGCUCUCAUCACUGUUAUCUUUGUGGUCUGCUCCCUACCGCUCACUAUUUCAGGGUUUAUCAAUGCCAUUCAUCCAUUUUGUGGCGACACGGAGAACCUAACAGCCUUCCGCUUCUAUGCCCUCAACCCCAUCGUGGACCCAUGGGUCUUCAUCAUCUGCCGCAAGUCUGUGUUUCACCACCUUUGCUCUCUGCUGAGCUGCCGCUUCAGCAAAGGAGCAGUGAAGACAACAGCACACUGCUCUCUGUCUUUACCCCUUGACAAUCACAUGCACCAUAACCCCUCGGACGUGACAGUCUCACAGACCAAGAUGUAUUCCAGUUUACCUCUGUGACCCAACGCGAACCCUCGGCUGUGGAGGGUGAGAGGGACUGGAGGCUGGGGAGUCUUUCAUGUCUGAAAUACAUUAGGGGCAAAUUUGUGAAAUUAAACUUUAACAUUUUGACAAAGAGGUAUCUGUCACAAUGGAAAUCUUCUGUACAUGGCCUUUACAGUUUCUCUGUGAACUUACUUUGGAAGAAUGAUUGCACAAGGUGUUAAACUUCCACUGUUUUUAAUUUGCAGGGACAGCUGUGCCAUAAAACAAACAGCAAUGUAACUUAGCACUAAGGAACACAUCAAACCAUAUCAUGUCUAUGAAUAAUACAUCAUAAAAUCUGAAUAUAUUUACUCGGGUAAAGCUAUAUGGGUAAACAAUAUGCAUGAAUGUAUACUGUUUUCGUUUUUUUCCCUCAGUCCAUCAGCCUUUUCGUUAAGCAACAACCAGGUGACUUUUGGACGAUGAACUGUCCAUAUCUACAGCAUCUUUGACACGGGUGACACCCGACAUGAAGAUGACCUGCAAGUACAUCUUAUUUCAAUACCUGUCAUCGCUGGGGUCGAUGAUAUAUUAAUCAAUUUCACCUGACCAGAAUUUUAACGUGGGUGUGAUCCAAAAGAGACAGUGAGGAGGAGUUAUCACUACACUGCCACUAUAUAGCGACUGAUAUUUUCAUACUUGUACAAUAUGUACAAGAAGAAGGAUAAAUUAAAGCAUUAGCAGGCUAACAAGACUACAGCAGCGUAGAGGUGCUUUGAGCUAAAUGCUAAUGUCAUCAUGCUAACAUGCUCACAAUGAUAAUGCUAACAUGCUGAUGUUUAGCAGGUACAAUGUUAACAAUGCUGAACAUCCUCCUUUAGUGUGUACACAUGCUAAUAUUUAGUAAUUAGCACUAAACACAAAGUACAGCUGGGGGUGACGGGAAUGUCAUUAGUUUUAGGUCAUAAGCCAAAGUAAUGGCUGCAAAAUUUUGCCCUUAUGAUGUUGCUAAAUGAAAAGGGGUCAGCAAAGUUAGCACAAUUCAUAGAUCACCAUAGAUCACUGUACCAAAUUUCAUUGCAAUCCAUCCAAUAGUUGUCGAUGGUGGCGCUAGACGAAAAGUCAGGGGGUCACUGAGAGUUGGAGGUAAAUCUUCAUCGUCUCUGGAACAUGGAUGUCUGUGCUAUGAGAUUCUAUGGCCGUCCGUCAGCCUUGACCAAAGUGUUGUGCCACUGCUAGUAUAUCUAAAAAAGUGUUUUUCUGAAACUCAGAUCUUCAAUUUAGAUGAAUUACUUCUUGUCUAUAGAGUGCAAGUCUGGGUCCCAGCUGUGUUGCAUUUACAUCGUGCCCGUGUAAAUGGUGUUGGAAAUGGUCCUCUGCCUAUCAGCAAGCACUUGUCUGAAACAUAGCGCUGGUUGGUCUUUGUUGAAACAGACCAAAUAAUCAACUUUUAACCUUUUACCACCCAAAGUUUCACCUGCAGCACAUACUGCUAGUACUAUGAAAUUUUAGUAAUUUAUGGUACAGUAGAAUCGCAUCUUUUAGUUUGUUGUGGUCAACCUGUUGUACAAAUGAUCAAAGCACUCUAGCAGUCCAAAAAUGGAGUAAAUUAAAAGUAAAAAUAGUUGAUUUGAUUUAAUUUAGGAUAAAGUUAAAGGUUUAAUCUCUGAAGUUAAUCCUGCCUGUUGCCAAAAUUCAACUCUUUUAAUCCUCUGUCAGGAAACCAGAUCAGUUAAUCCUAAAUUUAGGACUAUUCCUAGCUAUGCCUGAGAGUUUCGUUAAUCAGGUUUAAAAGGGUACUUAAUUAUCAAACUAGGCUUUAUUCCUGUUCCUUGCCCAAUCAUUGUAUUGCAUGAAUAUCGGAUUCCACCUCACUGAUUUCUAAGCUACCUAUGAUGAUUGUCUGUAAAUGUUUUUUAAGAGCCUCUUGCUUUUGGGGGAAAAAAAAAAAAAAAAAAACUGCUGCUGCAAAAUGCACUGAGAGAAUUAAUCUUUUGUUGUUGCUGUGAUUUUAAUGCUGUACUUGCAUUUAAAUGUAGUGUAUUUAUGCCUUUUCACUGGGCCAUGAUGUAGUGUAUUCUUAUGAUUGUGUUGGUUUGGUUCAUACAGUACAGAGAUAUAGGAAUAACGGACAUAGUGAUUUGAGUUCAGUUUCUCUCCCUGUGUUGCACUUUCAUUUUUCGCUUUAUGUCAGACAUGUUACCACUUGCACAUUUUGUUCAUUGAGGGUAUAAUUAUUUGAGUUUUUCAUCCAUUAAAAUGAAUAAAAUAAUGCAUUUUUUGGUACACAUUUUGUUCAUGUGAAAUAAAAUAUUAA
This is a messenger RNA of Xiphias gladius (swordfish), 4152 nucleotides long. It is a transcript of the gene ptgir, whose product is annotated as prostaglandin I2 receptor. The transcript is spliced from 4 exons. Lineage: Eukaryota; Metazoa; Chordata; Actinopteri; Istiophoriformes; Xiphiidae. Gene Ontology annotation, biological process: positive regulation of cytosolic calcium ion concentration; adenylate cyclase-activating G protein-coupled receptor signaling pathway; negative regulation of smooth muscle cell proliferation. Gene Ontology annotation, cellular component: plasma membrane. The record is from RefSeq and is a predicted model, not a curated record. Gene Ontology annotation, molecular function: thromboxane receptor activity; prostacyclin receptor activity. Bases 750 to 1871 code for a protein of 373 amino acids.